AUGCGAUGUACUCGCUUCGAUUCCGCGGUCAGGAAACGUUCGCGUGGACACACCGCUUUGUUCAUGCGUUUAACUAACGUCAGCGUAGGCUCAUACUGGGAGAAUCAGAAACUUACAGGAUUUAAUUUAGACGCUGGCUAUUCCUUCGAAGACUAUCAAAUGAAAAAAAAAGUUGCAAAAUUCAAAAUCAUUAACUCUUGUAGUCAGCCACUGACACCAGAAGAGUAUUUUUAUGAAAAGUACAAGAUUGAAGAGAAAGCAAAACCACCGAAUACUUUAGAAGAUACCACGGAAACAUCUUUUGCAGUGAUAGUUUUUUGGGCAGUUCUUAUAAUAGUGGCUAUAGCUAUCGCAUCAUCAGUAGCAUACUACUUAUAUGUGGCAAAGAGAAGACAGCAAAUCCAGAAAGAGAAAAAGGAUUUCAAGGAACGAAUAACUGGGUCGUCAACGGGUUCAACUACUCGUCCCAAAACACCGGGAAGCGCUGCACUGGCUGCUCUCGAGAUUGCCGAUGUUAUUAUUGUGGACGCUGAAUUUCCCAGAAUAGAGGGUCCAGAGGAAGUAAGACGCACAAAUGCAUCAGCAACUGAAGUCUUAACAAUCAAGAAAACAUCAAGAGAAGUGAAAGUGACUUAA
Molecule: messenger RNA, 636 nt
Organism: Necator americanus (New World hookworm)
Lineage: Eukaryota; Metazoa; Nematoda; Chromadorea; Rhabditida; Ancylostomatidae
Exons: 7
Coding region: 1-636 (211 amino acids)
Source: RefSeq, a predicted model, not a curated record